Messenger RNA from Schistosoma curassoni, 1287 nucleotides. Lineage: Eukaryota; Metazoa; Platyhelminthes; Trematoda; Strigeidida; Schistosomatidae. The record is from the annotation of a GenBank genome assembly.
AUGAAUCCUCAUCGAUUUUCGUGUAGUGUUUGCAAUAUAUGGUGUGACACUGAGAAUGUCCUACGAGCUCAUGAAACGGGGAGAAAACAUCGCUCUAAAUGUCUUGCUUUAGACAGUUUAAACAUAGUGGAUCAUAUUAAUUAUCCCCUAAAAGUUUCCUUACCAACACUAGUUACUCCUGAUUCGGGCUCACCGAAAGAUUCAUUCUUAGAUACCACCACUUAUUCUACAGGGCCAACGAGAAAUUCAAUCUGUGAUCAAGAAUCCUCUUCAUACGUAGGUUUCAUUGAUUCUAGUUCAAAUUGGACAAAGUCAGACCAGUUAUCUUCAGCUUCCGAAAUUUCCUUUACCUGCAACUUAUGCGGUAUACAUAUGAAUUCUUCAGAUCAAUAUACUUCUCACCUUCGUGGUCGCAAACAUCAAAGUAAAAUAAAUCUUAAUUCAGUUUCCAGUCUGUCUUCAAGCGAUACAGCAAUGUCACCAUCAAGUGACGAAAGCUCAACUUCUGUUUUUUAUCAGUGCAAUAUUUGUCAAUUUGUAAUAUUCAGUUCAAUGAAACUGAAACAUUUGGAGUCAGAAGAGCAUCAACUGAAUGUUCGCAAGUUAAGAGAAAAAUCAGUAUCAUCAAGUCCACGUGUAGACAACUCUCACCUACGUAAAUUUAAACGAUCUUGUCGAGAGGUCUUAGUACCCGUAUAUGGAUCAAUCAAGUUCACAUCUGCUGAGGCUAAGCUUUUGGAGAAUUCAGCGAAAGGAGAUCAAGAUUGUGUUUUGUUGUUGGAUUCAUUUGACGGUCGAGAUCGUAUUGCGAUACAUCUGGCAAAUGCAUUACUGAUAGCUAAUAAAAAUCUAUCAACUAUCGACUCGUCAAGUCCUUCUGCUCCUACCUGGGUAGUAUGGGUUCUACCCAAAACAGAUAGUUCCUUAGCUAACUCGAUUUCUGUAUUUGGAUCUCAAUCAGAUAAUGACAAUAAUACAUCUCAACGUCCUUUAAAAAUUGCUCACUUACCUUGUGAUGUAAAAAAAUUAACACAAGUUGAUUUGAUACUUACAACCUCUGAUUUGUUUGUUGAGCACUUAUCAAUUCUACUAAUGAAACAAGCAUUUAUUUGUGGCAUAAUUAUUCAUGAUGUCGAUGUAGCGUUAAAAAAUGAAGAGUUUUGCAAUCUUCUUCAUCGUUAUCGUCAAGAUUACACAAACCAACAUAAUCGAGGCCGAAUCAUAUGUUUUGGUCGAAUGAAAGUAGAGGAAGACAGCGUUUUUUCGUCGUUCACACAGUACAGUUAA